ACUAUUUGCAAUGCUCUGGAAUUAUUACUGAUUACUUGGAAGAUUUUGAGAAUCUACUUACAGAGUUGGAAGCUAGUGGAUAUAGCUAUUCUGUUCGACAUAGUCAUCAGGGUGACGACUGUAAAGGCUACUUAUUAUCAGUGUACUCUCGGACCUAAGUAUUAUGAUGAUUCCAAAAAGGAUGAAGCUGAAGGAAGCGCUGCACUCAAGCUCAACACCAACAGGGCACAUACGAUUUUAUAUUGCAGCAAGUAUUGACCACUUAUUCCCAAAUUUUGCGUGAAAUG
Molecule: messenger RNA, 287 nt
Organism: Gryllus bimaculatus (two-spotted cricket)
Lineage: Eukaryota; Metazoa; Arthropoda; Insecta; Orthoptera; Gryllidae
Source: the annotation of a GenBank genome assembly